Messenger RNA from Panicum virgatum (switchgrass), 1814 nucleotides. RefSeq names its product BTB/POZ and MATH domain-containing protein 1-like. The record is from RefSeq and is a predicted model, not a curated record. Gene Ontology annotation, biological process: protein ubiquitination. The transcript is spliced from 2 exons. Lineage: Eukaryota; Viridiplantae; Streptophyta; Magnoliopsida; Poales; Poaceae. Bases 210 to 1220 code for a protein of 336 amino acids. Gene Ontology annotation, molecular function: protein binding.
UUCCUCAAAAAAAAAAAAAGUCCUCUUGUUGCUGCUAGUUGCCGCCGCACCCGCGCGAAACGAACCCUAGGGAGCGGCGAGGAGGCGGUCACCCACCGGAGGCAAGCACGCGCAACGAAUUCGCGCGGAGGUAUCGGCCCAUCGUACGCUUUCUCCACCACCUCCGACAGAUCGACGACGAUUAUUCAGUUAGCAAGGGGAGACAUCUGAUGGGGCUAAAGGUGCAGGCCACUGCGUUGGGUUCCACAUUAGUCGAGUUCAAAGUGGACUAUCAGCACAGCAAGCACCUUAAUAUUGGUGAGGCAGUCCACUCUGAAAUCAUCUAUGCCGGUGGGCACAUGUGGAGAAUGAACUGCUACCCUUCUGGGGUCAGGGAGCGAGACAUGGGCGGACAUGUCUCUUUAUUCCUUGAGCUUCUUAACAAAUCCUCAAGUGUUGAGGCCAUCUUCGGGGCCUGGUUGAAAGGAAACGGCAGAGAGAAUUACACCUCACCAAAAAAGACUCUAGCUUAUGUAUUCAAUGAAGAGGAAGAAGAACUAGACGAACAAGGUUGGCAUCAGUUCUGUUCGCGAUUUGAAGUAGAGAAUUAUCAUGUAACAGAGGGAUACAUCACGUUUGUAUGCGCCAUCAUGGUGGUAGGUGGGAACUCUAUUCCCGUGCCGCCUUCAGACCUUGGAGAACAUCUUGAGAGGCUGCUGGAUAGCACGGAUGGGACGGAUGUGUCAUUCAACGUUGAUGGUGAGACAUUCGACGCACAUCGAGCGGUGCUUGCUGCACGUUCACCAGUCUUCAAUGUUGAGCUCCUCGGAUCCAUGGCUGAGGCUACAAUGCCAGCCAUCACCCUACAUGACAUCGCCCCAGCAGUUUUCAGAAUCAUGCUUCGGUUCAUGUACACUGACACGUUGCCUGGAGAUGAUGAGCUCGGGAGCUCUCCCUUCGAGAUGAUGCAGCAUCUACUAGCCGCGGCUGACCGGUAUGCAUUGGACCGGCUGAAACUCAUGUGUGCACAGAGACUGUGGGACAAGGUGUCUGUCGAUACCGUUGCUGCUACCUUAGCUUGUGCUGAGAUGUACAGCUGCUCGGAGUUGAAGAGCAAGUGCAUUGACUUCUUUGCAGCUGAGAAAAAUUUCAAAAAGGCUGUUUUAACUGACAGUUUUCUGCAGCUGGGUCAUAAAUUCCCAUCGAUUAUUGCUGACCUGCGAGAGAGGGUUGGGGCAUGAAUUUGCAACAGAUCUAUCUCCAUGUAUAUAGUUCAGGCAUUCAAGCAUAACUCAGUAUGGUACAUUUGAAUAUUUUGGUGACUAGUAUCUCAUGGAUUGUGAAGCAGCAUAACUCAGUAUGGUAUUAGGAUAUUUUGGUGGCUGGGAUCUCAUGGAUUGUGAAGCAUAUUGGAACUUCGAAACCGGAUUCUGCAAUCCUGGCUGUUUGGACUAUUUUCCUUCCGAAUCCAAAUGAUUCUGAUUUUGUGUGGCAAGGUGAAGGAUAUUGUCAGACAGAUCUGGUGCAAAGAUACUGAGAUUAUGCAUAAGUAGUAGCAUGAUUUUAUUUUGGAUUCUCUGCUCUAUUGGUCUUUGAAGCUUCAAAGAUGGGCUAUGCUUGAAGCUUCAAAAAUAUUUUAACUUUUGCUAUGCUACUAUGACAUACUAAGCUAUAUAGUUUUGACUCCAUGUGCUGUCUGAACUUUCCAACCUGUUGGAAGUACCUACAUUGCUGUAUCGUAUAUUCUGCACUAUUUGUCAAAUUACAUCUGUAUUUCUACUGUCAAAGUCGGUUGGUACUGAAAUCCGUGGUGCCAUGACCGUAAGGCAGUGUUA